Molecule: messenger RNA, 1824 nt
Organism: Cherax quadricarinatus
Lineage: Eukaryota; Metazoa; Arthropoda; Malacostraca; Decapoda; Parastacidae
Source: RefSeq, a predicted model, not a curated record
AUAACCUGUAGUGUCCACCGUGACCUGUAGUGUCCACCGUGUCCUGUGGUGUCCACUUGUAUGGUAUCUACCUACACUGUUGCUAUUUUGUACUCUGUAUAUAUUGUCAGUAUUGGUGGCGAGUACGUACGAGUACUCAGAAAAUCUACCCGUUGGUGUCUGUCUUUUUCUUUAUUAGUCUGUGUACUUUCCAUGUCUGGUGACUUAAUUACGGACAGGUCCAAGGACGUGUUUUGUACCUGUGUUCGUAAUAACACCAGACUCGGCCAAGAUUCAUCUCAGAAAAAGAAAAAGAUUCUUAGCAUCCUGCAGUCCAAGAAUGUCUCUGACUCUGACGUUAGUGUUCAUGUUCUACGUCCUACUUGUUCUUCAAUGUUCUACUCGCUACUAUUUCCUUCAUGUUCUACUCGCUACUAGUUAAUCCAUGUUCUACUCGCUACUAGUUAAUCCAUGUUCUACUUGCUACUAGUUCCUUUCUCCGAGCUAGCGUCGACACACCAGAUCUCUGGAGCAGCAUCCACACAGGAGCUUGAAACGUUAAUAAGAUAUUUCUUAUUCCAUGAAAAAGGCCUUUUUUUGGGGGGGGAGGGGGGACAAAUUGUGAACAUGGUGACCGAAUAAAAACGACAAUAAAUAUAAUUUACUUGAAGUGGAGAUUGUGUGUACAGGUGAGCGUGUGUAUGUGUGUGUCAGGGUCCUCAGUCUGCGACGCUGCUGUUUACCUGGACGAGACUGCUGACGGAGGUGUGGAUCCCUGCCAAGCCUGCGGCUGUACCAGCUUCCGGGAUGACCUGAGGCAGGAGUACAGACGCCUGGCUGCCCUCACCAGGACCCAUCUAAUGAAUCUCAACGAGGAGAAUCCAGAGCUGGAGGUGUGGAGGGAGGUAGUGGCCUCCCAGGAGGAGGUCUUCCAUCCUCUCAACGUGCUGAGAGCCAAGGCUGUGGAUGCCUUGCUUACAGCCACUGUCAACUGCAGAGGCUGGCACAGUGCCUUGGCCCUAGCCAAGCUCAACCACAGUGCCAUCAGACACUACUACGGUGCCAGCCACCCGACCUACGGUCUCUUCCUCCUCAAGUUGGCUAAGAUAGAGCUGUGCAACAUGGCCUUCAGCAGCGCCCUGCAACACCUCCAGGAGGCUGAGAAGAUCCUGGAGGCUGGUCUGGGGUCCAACCAUCCCCUGGUCUACAACGACCUCAUGUGGUUGCUGGUGCAGGCCAGCGAAGAGACCAGAGUACAGAUCCAGCGCUCUCUCAUGUUUGGUGAGAGAGGGGUCCAGCACCCGGACCAGGAGCUGAGACACGACCAGACACAUCACUCCACAAACCGGGCCAGAAGCUGAGACACACUGGAUUCCAUUUCCACUUUACUGAGGUUAAAAAAAUGAACAUGACUUCAGUAAACUGACUUCACACUGGCCGAGUCAUCCUGGAACAAUGAGAGUAUGAAGUCUGCUGACACACAACUUUCACCACUGUCUCCUGGACGUCCUUCCAGCACACUGGAAAACAUAUCAACGCCUACAAAAACCUUCAUAUACACCAUUUCUUCGAGACUGGGCAAAUAACAUGCAUCAGUAGCAAGCAUCCUGAGCUCCCUACAAUCCAUUAGCUAGUAUCCUGAGCUCCCUACCAUCCAGUAGUAAGUAUCCUGAGCUCCCUACCAUCCAGUAGCAAGCAUCCUGAGCUCCCUACCAUCCAGUAGCAAGCAUCCUGAGCUCCCUACCAUCCAGUAGCAAGCAUCCUGAGCUCCCUACCAUCCAGUAGCAAGCAUCCUGAGCUCCCUACCAUCCAGUAGCUAGUAUCCUGAGCUCCCUACCAUCCAGU